AUGGAACUAGAAAUCCACGCCUCUUCCAGCGAUCUGGAGGACAACUUCGUCCCGCCAACACCCGACACCCAGGGCCCUCCGCCGGGCGAAAAUAAUCCUUAUCGUUCCCCUCGCCGCCAGCGUAGGGAACCCAGGACACAGGGUCGCAGAAGGUGCUCCUCUCCUGCCCCCGUGCGGGGCAGUAUUUCCCGCUCAGCAGCCUCAACUCGCGGCAGCACCAGGACCCAGCGCCAGCAAGCAUCAAAAACCCUGUCAUUUCCCGAGUUCACCGUAGCGUUUACUUACUACACGGAAGUCAUCUGUUUCGCGUUCCCCAGCCGACGCAAAGAGCUGAACGACUACCUGGCCAUCAUCGCCGGUCUAGCUGAGAAGCCAGGGAAGAGGACGAGCGUUCCUGGAAAGGUCGAGAAAUCUGCCGAAAAUUUAACUUCGCUCAGUGUCGCCAAUCCUCCUGCCGUUACCUCCACGUUUGCAGCUACUGCGCAGGCGCCCAUGCCAAAUCCGGAGGUAGUCACCUCACUCCUAAGCAAAGAGGUCGAAUCUGGUUUUAUGAUCGGUCCGUUCACCAAGCCUCCAUUCCCAGUCUACAGGAUCAACCCCAUAGGCGUAGCUACGCGCAAAUACUCAGGGAAAAAGAGACUUAUCAUCGACCUCUCAGCUCCGCACAAUAGUACCACUCCCAGCAUUAACAGUCUGAUUCCACUAGAAGAGUUCUCGCUGCACUACCACUCUGUCGACGACGCUAUCGCUCUGAUCAAAAAGGCAGGUAGACGUUGCUGGCUAGCUAAAGCGGACAUCACCUCAGCCUUCAAAGUCAUGCCCAUUGAUCUCGAAUUCUGGCACCUCUUCGGAGUCAAAUGGCAUAGGAGAUACUAUUUUGCAGUUCGCCUCACAUUCGGCUGCCGCAGCAGUCCCAAAAUUUUCGAUACGCUAUCAGAAGCCCUGUGCUGGAUUCUCCUAAAUAACUAUAAGCUCCCAUUUCUCGUUCAUCUUCUGGACGACUUUCUAGUAGUUAUCCCCCAUUCCUACCCACCGGCCCUAGGCAUCUCUACGCUAAUUGACGUAUUCAACAAACUGGGAGUCCCACUCUCAGAAGAGAAGAUGUGCGGUCCCUUAUCCAGACUCGAAUUCCUCGGCAUCAUUUUAGAUACCGAAGAAUUCUCUUCAUCUCUCCCCAAAGAGAAAAAAGACAGAAUCUCUUUACUGUUGAACGAGUUUAUAACCUCACCAUCUCACACCAAACAAGAAGUUCUCUCCCUUCUAGGCCACCUCAAUUUCGCCAUGCGAAUCAUUCCCCAGGGCCGCCCUUUCAUCUCGCAUCUCCUAAACUGCGCCUCAGCAACCCCAUCUCUCGAAGACGUAGUAUAUCUAGAUGCCCAGUGCCUGGCCGAUCUCAAACUCUGGAGGAUGUUUUUAGACGAAUGGAAUGGUCUGUGCAUGUUCUACGACGACUGCCAAUCAUCUCCAGAAGACCUCCAGUUGUACACAGACGCAGCCCCCUCAAUAGGCUUCGGAGGCUUUUUCAAAGGGCGCUGGUUUGCAUCCCCUUGGCCACUAGAGUUCAGAGAGCUAAUAACGGAAAACGAAUCGUCAGCCGUGUUCGAACUCUACCCCGUAGUCAUUGCGGCCCUACUCUGGGGGAAGGAGUGGACCUCCAAGAGCGUGCUAAUCCACAGCGACAACGAAGCCGUAGUGCACGUCAUAAAUAACUCGCGCUCAAAAUCGCCUGCGCUUUCCCCUCUUAUUAGGCGUCUAAUCUGGAUAGCAGCCAGCUACCAGUUCAUUAUAAGAGCCGCGCACGUCCCCGGCUGCCACAAUGAAAUUGCUGACUCUCUUUCUCGUCUUAAUUUCCAAAGAUUCAGAAGCUUGGCUCCAGAGGCGGACCCGUACCCUACUCCACUCCCCAGCUUUUCGGAGACCAUCUUCCUAUAA
Molecule: messenger RNA, 1932 nt
Organism: Alosa sapidissima (American shad)
Lineage: Eukaryota; Metazoa; Chordata; Actinopteri; Clupeiformes; Clupeidae
Exons: 4
Coding region: 1-1932 (643 amino acids)
Molecular function (GO): nucleic acid binding
Source: RefSeq, a predicted model, not a curated record